Messenger RNA from Syngnathoides biaculeatus (alligator pipefish), 3285 nucleotides. RefSeq names its product 5-hydroxytryptamine (serotonin) receptor 2B, G protein-coupled (gene htr2b). Gene Ontology annotation, molecular function: neurotransmitter receptor activity; G protein-coupled serotonin receptor activity. Gene Ontology annotation, biological process: smooth muscle contraction; chemical synaptic transmission; vasoconstriction. The record is from RefSeq and is a predicted model, not a curated record. Bases 565 to 1980 code for a protein of 471 amino acids. NCBI's taxonomy places the organism in Eukaryota, Metazoa, Chordata, Actinopteri, Syngnathiformes, Syngnathidae. Gene Ontology annotation, cellular component: dendrite; plasma membrane. The transcript is spliced from 4 exons.
AGGAAAGAGGACACCAGAAGCCACAACAUCUGAAAGUUCUAAAGCUGUGAUCAUGGGAGGUGGUGCAUAGCCAGACAUUUUGGACACAAAACCAAUCUCCCAUCAUGGACAUGGAGAGAAUUGUCUCAUGUUCUUACUUGGGAGGGCUACAAAUAUAACUUUGCUCUGUUCCAAAUUUUUGGGAAGGACACCUCGAGUUAAAACAUCCCUGAGGAACUCAUUCAGGAGAGGCGGGAAGAGUGGAUAGUGUAAUUUUCCAGGGAAAUCGAAGGAACAUGAGGACUCCAGGUGUUGUCUCCCUGUGGAAAUACUUCACGUGUAUGGAUUAACAAUAAUACGGGGCUUUUCCACAAUCAUCAAGGGAUUGUCUGAUUUUUUUUUUUUUUUUUUGAUGACAAUAUAUUGUCCGAGGGGAUGUGGUAUCCGGUGAGCUGCCCCUGAGCUUUUUUGGCCUACCAACCUGCCUUCUCUGUGGCUACCAGUGACAAUGCUGACCGAGCCUGCAACACCACAGAGAUCAGAGCCCAGACCAACAUUAAGACCCGCUGGAACCUCUACAGCACUAUGUCCCAGUCAGAUAUGGCUUCACUGGAGGAUGACGGCUCACUAUCAGAAACCUCUGGGGUUCAGCUGAAGUGGGCUGCCCUGCUUAUUGUCAUGGUCAUAAUUCCCACCAUUGGCGGAAACAUCUUGGUCAUCCUCGCUGUGUCAAUUGAGAGGAAACUGCAGAAUGCCACCAACUACUUCCUCAUGUCACUUGCUGUGGCUGAUUUACUGGUGGGACUCCUGGUGAUGCCAAUUGCCCUGGUCACUGUUCUCUACAAUUCUGGUUGGCCCCUUCCAGACUUCAUCUGCCCUAUUUGGCUAUUUCUGGAUGUGCUGUUUUCAACAGCAUCCAUCAUGCACCUGUGUGCCAUCUCACUGGAUCGCUACAUUGCCAUCAAGAAGCCCAUACAGCACAGCCAGUACAAAUCCAGAGCCAAGGCCAUGGUCAAGAUAGCGCUGGUAUGGCUUAUAUCCAUUUGUAUAGCAAUCCCUAUUCCAAUCAAGGGGCUACAGAACUACCAACCCAGGAAUAACAUCACCUUCAACAGUAACCACACAUGCCUGCUUAAAACAGACACCUUCCGGGAAUUCAUCAUGUUUGGGUCCAUGGCAGCAUUCUUUGUUCCAUUGAUCAUCAUGAUGGUCAUCUACCUUCUUACUGUCCACGUGCUGCGCAAAAAGGUUUAUUUACUCAGGUCAAAGGUGAUUCAGCGCUUCAGCUACCAGGCAGUGUCCACAGUAUUCCAAAGGGAACAUCCUGGGACUGCUAAUCAAGCUGACCAGCUACAUGUGCUGGACAGAAGAUAUCCAAGGAUGCAAGGAAACCCAAAUGUAGCCACAGCAAACCCUCCUAGCCCUGAUGAAAUCCCUUUCCGCAGGAUGUCCACCAUGGGCAAGAAGUCAAUGCAGACCCUGAGCAAUGAGCAGCGUGCAUCAAAGGUGCUGGGCAUAGUCUUCCUCCUCUUUGUAAUUAUGUGGUGUCCAUUCUUCAUCACUAAUGUCACCUCUGUGCUAUGUACGAGCUGUGAUGACAAUAUCAUCUCUCGGCUGAUGGAGAUCUUUGUGUGGGUGGGCUAUGUGUCAUCUGGGAUUAAUCCACUGGUUUACACGCUCUUCAACAAGACGUUCAGGGAGGCAUUCACACGUUACAUUACUUGUAAUUAUAAGACCUUCACAAGCCAUCAACCGGACAGAAAUCCAAAGGCGUUAAACACGGAUCGGACUCGUACAAGAAUUUCAUUCAGGUCGUCUAUGGCGCAAAACUCCAAACUGUUCAUGAAGAGAGGCAUGAGAAAUGGCAUUGGACCAGUGAGCUAUCAAAGUCCAAUGAGAUGUCAACCUCCUGUACAGUCAUCUAGCGCGCUCGCGUUAGACACAAUGCGCUUUCCUGACAACUACGAUCCCAAGCAGGAAGAAGAUGUAAGUCGUGUAUGAAGCUACAACAAUCAAAUCAAAAUUAAAGCAUCAGGAAGUGAGUUGGAACUUGCUGAAAAUACUUUUUUAAAUUAAAAAGAUUGCCCCACCACCAAUUCCAAAAGCUGCAUUGCAAUUGUGUGUGUGUCACUUUGUGAUGUACUUCCCCUUUUAAACUAAUCUACUGGAGUUGACCUCACAACUGUACAAUGUUACACGGAAAAAAGAUAAAUAAAGCAUUUAGCCAUCUGAUACCAAGGUCAAAAUUUGUUUACAUCACUCUACCAUUCAGGAAAACAGGAUAGCUACUGCUGUGGAACAUUGAUGUGAUGCCUGUAUGCAGAUGGUGCUAUCUAUUCAGAAUCAGAAUCAGCUUUAAUGGCCAAGUAUGUAACAACGCACAAUGAAUUUGUCUCUGGCAGUCACUGCCGCCCUGGUACUACAUUCAGAAUAAAGAACAAACGAUCUAACGGGAACAAAGAAGAGACAUUCAGUUAAUAGGAACUAUUUCUUAUAAUAGUCACAGAUGUGCAAGAUGCAGUCUUCAUUAUUUAGAGCAGUUAAGAGUGUGUCGACGCCUCACAUUAUGGUAAGCUUAUGCAGAGCGCCCUUGCCCGUUCACAGUUCCGGCUAAAGACCAGUGUAAUGAAAAUUGUGCAGUGACGAAUCGUGCGAGUCUACAGUAUAUAUUACAAAUACUAAUACUAAUUGGACCAGCAGGAUGUGAGAUACAGUAUUGUCUACUGUACAUAAACUGCUGGCAAGGAGAGGGCGGCAUGGCACUGAGGAAAACAAAAGUCGAAGUCUGGAACCCGCUACUUUUAGUAGAGGAACUUUUUUUUGUCAAGCCGUUCACCUUUGGCAAAAGAUUUCAAACUAUAAAGCACACUAAAUCCUCGCAGCUCAUGAUAGUGACUCGCCUAUGAGCAAUGGACAUGAACAAUGUCACCAUAACCAAGCACGCAGGCGUUUAAGUUUGGAUAAAAUGUAAAACUUUAAAAAAAUUCUCAAGCUUAUUUUAUAUUUAGUUGCAAAAGAUUUGAACAGUAUUGGGUGAGUUUGGCCAUGAAAAAAAAAAUAGAUUUUUUUAAAAAGUACAAAAUUUCGUACAGUAACACGUUCUUAUACACCCCGCCUCCAUCAGUCCAUUCUAUCGAGGUUCCACUGUAUUUAAAAUUGCUAAGUCAAGAAGCACUUGAAAUAAACGGAUAACACGAAAUUGUUAAUGAGGGAUUGUAAAUUGUCUUUCAUACACCUAGAAUCUUUGUAAUGUUUACCUUCGGCACUCAAUUUUCAACAUGCAGAAUAAAAUGAGUUGCUGAACUG